CGGGCGCGGUGACGUCAUAGCAGGUCAGCCCGUCGCAGGGGCCGCGGCGGCGGGACCAGGGGAGGCGGCGCAGGCCAGCGCGGCGGAGGGACCGGUCCUCGGAGGGCUCACGGCUAGGGGGGCUCCCCGAGGUCCCGGCCCCAGGCUGCAGUGACUGGGCUUUUGCUGGAGCGGAAGGUGCUGGAAGGCAGCCCGGCCACCAUGUCCACGUUCAGGCAGGAAGAUGUGGAAGACCACUAUGAGAUGGGGGAGGAGCUGGGCAGCGGCCAGUUUGCGAUCGUGCGCAAGUGCCGGCAGAAGGGCACGGGCAAGGAGUACGCGGCCAAGUUCAUCAAGAAGCGCCGCCUGUCGUCCAGCCGGCGGGGGGUGAGCCGGGAGGAGAUCGAGCGGGAGGUGAACAUCCUGCGGGAGAUCCGGCACCCCAACAUCAUCACGCUCCACGACAUCUUCGAGAACAAGACCGACGUCGUGCUCAUCCUGGAGCUGGUCUCGGGCGGCGAGCUCUUCGACUUCCUGGCCGAGAAGGAGUCGCUGACGGAGGACGAGGCCACCCAGUUCCUCAAGCAGAUCCUGGACGGCGUCCACUACCUGCACUCCAAGCGCAUCGCCCACUUCGACCUCAAGCCAGAAAACAUCAUGCUCCUGGACAAGAACGUGCCCAACCCGCGGAUCAAGCUCAUCGACUUCGGCAUCGCCCACAAGAUCGAGGCGGGGAAUGAGUUCAAGAACAUCUUUGGCACCCCGGAGUUUGUGGCGCCCGAGAUUGUCAACUACGAGCCCCUGGGCCUGGAGGCGGACAUGUGGAGCAUCGGCGUCAUCACCUACAUCCUCCUGAGCGGCGCGUCCCCGUUCCUGGGCGAGACCAAGCAGGAGACGCUGACCAACAUCUCGGCCGUGAACUAUGACUUCGACGAGGAGUACUUCAGCAACACCAGCGAGCUGGCCAAGGACUUCAUCCGCCGGCUGCUCGUCAAAGACCCCAAGAGGAGAAUGACCAUCGCCCAGAGCCUGGAGCAUUCCUGGAUCAAGGCGAUCCGGCGCCGGAACGUGCGGCGAGAGGACAGCGGCAGGAAGCCGGAGCGGCGGCGCCUGAAGACGUCCCGCCUCAAGGAGUACACCAUCAAGUCGCACUCCAGCAUGCCCCCCAACAACACCUACGUCAACUUCGAGCGCUUCUCCAAGGUGCUGGAGGAGGUGGCGGCCGCCGAGGAGGGCCUGCGCGGGCUCGAGCACAGCCGGCGCCUGUUCCACGAGGACAUCGAGGCGCUGACGGCCAUCUACGAGGAGAAGGAGGCCUGGUACCGGGAGGAGAACGAGAGCAUCGGCCAGGACCUGCGGCGGCUGCGGCAGGAGCUGCACAAGACCGAGGCGCUGCAGCGGCAGGCCCAGGAGGAGGCCAAGGGCGCGCUGCUGGGGGCCAGCGGGCUCAAGCGCCGCUUCAGCCGCCUGGAGAACCGCUACGAGGCCCUGGCCAAGCAGGUGGCCUCCGAGAUGCGCUUCGUGCAGGAGCUGGUGCGCGCCAUGGAGCAGGAGAAGCUGCAGGGCGGGGAGUGCAGCCUCCGCUAGGGCCGCGGCGCGGGCCCCGGCGGGCGCGGUGAUGAGUGCGCCGGGCUGGGCUGGGCUGCCCCCACGGGGCCCUGGGGUUCACGGCCGAGGGGAGGGGCUCGGCCCCCGGAAGACGGGGCGGCCCAGGCGGCCUUCUCCGCACGGCCCACCGCCCCCUGCUCGGCCCUCUCCUGCAGCAUCGCGGACUCGGGGGGCUUCCGGGGCAGCAUUGCCUCGGGACUCGGUCAUCUCUGCAAGGGGUUGGUCCCGCCAGGACGGAACCAGCCACGGUGGACACAGGUGCCUUCUGCCUGGCCGGGCGGCCGCCUUUGUGUCUAGGACCUGGGUCAGGGGAGAGUCCAAGUACACGGAGCCUCGGGGAGGGGGCUGCGAGUGCCCCGGGCUCGCCUCAGGCUCAGAACUGCAGGGGCCCCUGCUGGACCCCCGGCCCCUCCUCUUCUGGAAACGGGAGGCGGCUCCCUCGGCGGCAGCGGUGGAGGUGGCUGUGCGCCCGGCUCUCCCAGCGCCCCCGUCACAGGUCUGGCAGUGGGCACGGGGCCAGAGCUGACUAGCUGACCCAGCUCCCGAGGACGUGUGGGUCUGGAGGUGCAUAGGGGAGUGUGUGGCCGGGCCCGGUGCUCAGAUGCAGUAAAGGUGACACCUGUGGAAA
Messenger RNA from Equus caballus (horse), 2215 nucleotides. RefSeq names its product death associated protein kinase 3 (gene DAPK3). The record is from RefSeq and is a predicted model, not a curated record. Gene Ontology annotation, biological process: protein phosphorylation; positive regulation of apoptotic process; intracellular signal transduction. NCBI's taxonomy places the organism in Eukaryota, Metazoa, Chordata, Mammalia, Perissodactyla, Equidae. Gene Ontology annotation, cellular component: cytoplasm; nucleus. Gene Ontology annotation, molecular function: ATP binding; protein serine/threonine kinase activity.